AUGGCUACGGCCGAAGCUGCAUCGAGACCCCAUGACCGACAUGCGCGCAAGCGACCCUUUGCGGGUUGGAUGAAGCGCCUGGCCAAUCUCAAGCCCUCAUCCUCCGACGCCCCAGGCAAGAAGGGCAACACCGUCAAGAAAGGCGCUCCAAAGAACAACCCCUAUCCUGAGUCUGGCUACAUCAACACCAACAUACCGCCCGCCGACAACUCGUCCGUCACGACCCCGGCCACAUUACGAUCGCACGACAGCUAUACGUCCAUAGAGGAGCCCGCGGCCGGACAGCGACAGGCGAUAGACAAGAGCAACAAGUCCACCGCCCCCACGGUAGCCACAGUCCCAGAGACAGUACACUCGUCAAGGUCAAAGGCGGAGACAGGCGGCAGCAACUUUGUCAACGGCGGCAGCACUUUCUCGUCCCCGCACGGCUCAGAGCACUCUCUCACCACCACCCUGACCACCAUACAAUCGACCGCGCCCUCGAAUAUCCUCAACCUCGGCCAAGCGCAACCCCAGAACAAUGCGACAACCACAAGCACCACGCCUGUGCACUUCUCGCACCAGUUCCCCACCUCCCCGCCGCCGUCAGCCAUACCGCCGCAUCUGGCGCCCCAGCAGCCGCAGCAGCAGCAGCCCAACUCAUAUCAGGGCGCCACCGCGAACAACAUCCUCACCGAUAACGCGUCCAUCCUUACACUCGCCUCAUCCUCGAAGCGCCGCCGUCGCAACUCCGUAGAUACCAAUGCCUCCAUGCGCGCACUAGCCCCAUCGUCGCAUUACGGCGGCAGUCGCGAAUCGCUGCCCCUCAGCGUACUAUCAGCGAACCCCGACGCCAUAUACUCGCCCUCCGGCAGGCCAAGCAACGUCAGCGCCUUCGUAAACGCCGAGCGCGCGAGCGUCUACUCUGCGUCUGGCGUCACAGCCCCAGUCCUGCCCAGCGAACGCAACAGCUACUACGCGACCAAGCAAGCCGACGGCCUGAGCGUGCGCAGCGGACUCCUUGGCCACGGCCGCACUGAUAGUAUCAGCAGCAUGCGCGCCACGCCCACCAGCCCGCUCGCCAGCCCCCGCGAAAACCCCAUGGGUCCCGCCCGCAUCAGCCGAAAGAGCUCAGAGUGGAAAGACGCGAGGGAAGCAAGCGACGAGGACGAGGCGCCAGCGAGCCCAAUCGUCGAAGAGCACGAAGAUAAACCCACACCGAACGCUCAGACCUGA
Messenger RNA from Alternaria novae-zelandiae, 1215 nucleotides. RefSeq lists its product as uncharacterized. The transcript is spliced from 2 exons. The coding region runs from base 1 to 1215 and encodes 404 amino acids. The record is from RefSeq and is a predicted model, not a curated record. Lineage: Eukaryota; Fungi; Ascomycota; Dothideomycetes; Pleosporales; Pleosporaceae.